CUUCUUGAGGCGUCCUUCUGUGACAGGGUACAUUACAACAUGAGGAAAAUAAAAUAAAAGAAUAGCAUAACCUUUGAGUAGUUUUAGACAUUGGAACAUCUAACCUAGGAUGGGAAGUUAGACAGGCUUCCUGAAGCGUGGGUACAUUGAGGGGGUGAGGCUGAUGGGAGGUAGUGACUGAGAAAGAAGAGAACUUUAGAUGGGGAGUCAGGAGGAUCUCUUUUAAAGGGUAACACCUGCCCUGACCCCUGGCCAGUGUGGCUCAGUUGGUUGAGCAUCAUCCAGUGCACCAAAAAGUCACUGGUUUGAUUCCCUGUCAGGGCACAUGCCCAGGUUGUGGGCUUGAUGCCCUGUAGGGAUGUGUGCAAGACAACCUAUUGAUAUUUCUCUCUCUCCCUCUCCUUUCCUUUCUCUGUAAAAUCAAUAAAAACAUGCUUUUAAAAAAUAAAUAAAAAUAAAGGGCAACACCUGAGGGAAACCAAGAGGCAGCCAGCAGAGCUUCCAGGCAUAAAGGAACAGCUGGGGUAACUAUGGGGAACCGGGUGGAUGUCAAGGAACAGCAGGGAGCCAGUGUGCUUAGGGAGAGGGAAGGGCUUUGAGGACCAGUGUAAAAAGUUGGAUUCCAUUCUAGACGCCAGCGGUGGCAUUGGAAUGGUGGUGCACAGUGUGCAGACAGCACACCUCCCCUGGAAUGGGAUGGGCCCUUUGCGCCACCGCCUCUGUGACAUCACUGGACUGUGACGUCACGGCAGAAAGCUGGUGCCCCACUAGCCCCACGCCCCGCGUCGCAGUAACAUCGCGGCAAGUCCCUGGGCAGCCAGGCCAUUAAAUUUUAGGAGGCCAUGCGGAAGCGCGACAUCGUCCUCACCAAUGUCACCGUGGUCCAGCUGCUACGACGGCCAUGCCCCGUAACCAGACCACCACCACCACCACCCAAACCAGAGCCAGUGGCAGAGCCAGAACCAGAACCAGAGCCAGAGCCUAUCAAGGAGGAAGCCCCACCUCCUCCACCUCCACCACCUCCACCACCUCCACCACCUCCUCCACCUCCUCCUCCACCUCAGAAGGUUCCUGUGGUUCGGGAACUGACUGUUGGCAUCAAUGGAUUUGGACGUAUCGGUCGCCUGGUGCUGCGAGCCUGCAUGCAGAAAGGCGUUAAGGUGGUGGCAGUGAAUGAUCCAUUCAUUGACCCGGAAUACAUGGUGUACAUGUUUAAGUAUGACUCCACCCAUGGCCGAUACAAGGGGACUGUGGAAUACAAGAAUGGACGGCUGGUUGUGGAUAAACAGGAGAUCAGUGUCUUCCAGUGCAAGCAGCCCAAAGAGAUCCCCUGGAAGUCUGUCGGAAGCCCCUUUGUAGUGGAGUCCACAGGAGUGUACCUGUCCCAAGAGGAAGCUUCCAACCACAUCCAGGCAGGUGCCUUACGUGUGGUCAUCAGCGCACCCUCACCAGAUGCGCCCAUGUUUGUCAUGGGGGUGAAUGAAAAGGACUAUAAUCCUGAUUCCAUGAAAGUUGUCAGCAAUGCAUCCUGCACCACCAACUGCCUGGCCCCCCUUGCCAAGGUCAUUCAUGAGCGAUUCGGGAUUGUGGAAGGACUGAUGACCACAGUCCAUUCCUACACGGCCACCCAGAAGACAGUGGAUGGGCCAUCCAAGAAGGCCUGGCGAGACGGACGAGGAGCUCACCAGAACAUCAUCCCAGCCUCUACAGGGGCUGCCAAGGCCGUGGGCAAAGUCAUCCCAGACCUCAAAGGGAAGCUGACAGGAAUGGCGUUCCGGGUACCAACCCCAGACGUGUCUGUCGUGGACCUGACCUGCCGCCUAGCCCGGCCGACCACAUACUCCGCCAUCAAGGAUGCCAUAAAAGCAGCAGCCAAGGGGCCAAUGGCUGGCAUACUUGCCUACACGGAGGAUGAGGUUGUCUCUACGGACUUUAUCGGCGAUACCAACUCUUCCGUCUUCGAUGCUAAAGCCGGCAUCGCGCUCAACGACAACUUCGUGAAGCUCAUUUCCUGGUACGACAAUGAAUACGGCUACAGCCACCGGGUGGUGGACCUCCUCCGGUACAUGUUCAGCCGAGACAAGUGAAGUGCGACAGCCCCUCCACUCCCCUGUGCUCCCUGCCCAGAACCUCCACCUCCCGCAGAGGGGAGGCGCCCGGCGCGCG
Messenger RNA from Myotis brandtii (Brandt's bat), 2166 nucleotides. RefSeq names its product glyceraldehyde-3-phosphate dehydrogenase, spermatogenic (gene GAPDHS). The transcript is spliced from 12 exons. Gene Ontology annotation, molecular function: oxidoreductase activity, acting on the aldehyde or oxo group of donors, NAD or NADP as acceptor; NADP binding; NAD binding. Gene Ontology annotation, biological process: glucose metabolic process. NCBI's taxonomy places the organism in Eukaryota, Metazoa, Chordata, Mammalia, Chiroptera, Vespertilionidae. The record is from RefSeq and is a predicted model, not a curated record. The coding region runs from base 843 to 2087 and encodes 414 amino acids.